AUGAAUCCUUCUCAAGAAAACGGCACAUCGGUCAAGCAUGAAAAAUUUCUAUUUGAUUGCGACCAUUUAAUCACAUUUUGCACUAAUUUCGGUAAAUCUGAUAUGGAAGAUCAGACAGACUCUGUAUUAGAAACAAAAUUGGAGGACCUUGAAAACAGAUGGAAAAAGUUACAAACAUCAUACGAGUCUCUAAUGAUAUCCCCAAGAUCCGAAAAUAGUCAAGACUUCAAAGAAAACGCAAAAGUUAACUUUAACGCAUGUUCAGAAACGUAUUACGCAUGUAGAUCACACAUAGUGGAUUUACUCAGACUAUCAAGAGCAUGUGAAGUUCAAACUUCAAUGCCCCGCACAAGUCUGUUACCCCAAGCCCUUCCCCUAGCUACAAGAUCAUCCUUCAUAAAGCUCCCUCCUUGUGAUAUAGACACAUUUACUGGUAGCUAUGAAGAAUGGCCAGCAUUUCGCGAUCUUUUCACCACGGCAUGCAUUGAGAAUAUUGAAAUUCCAAAAGCCCAAAAGUUAUUUUACUUAAGAUUAAAAACAAAAGGUAGCGCGGGGGCCAUUGUUAAACGAUACACUCUUUGUGAUGAAAAUUUUGAUCAUGCAUGGAAUGCACUAAAGGCACGAUUUGACAAUAAGCGAGUAUUAAUCGAUAACAAACUAAAAGUACUUUUCAAUAUCCCUGUCGCAACCUCGGAAAAUAGUGAGUCUAUACAGAAAAUUCAUUCCACAGUCACCGAUUGUUUAACUUCACUCAAGGCACUUAACGUGAAAGUGGAAGGAUGGGACCCUAUACUUAUAUAUUUAGUUUCAACUAAGUUGCCAGAUGAUACAUUAGCUCUCUGGGAACAAUCGUUUAAAACUCAGCGGGAAAUGCCAACUUGGGCCCAAAUGGAUGAGUUCCUCGUUAAUCGAUAUGAAGUUGUCGAAAGAAUAUCAUCCAUAAAAACCACGAAACAGCGAUUCAGCCUUCCUACUAUCUCUAAUCCCAAGAUACAGUCAUACUCUUCACAAGAAAAACUUGAAUACACGUGUAAACUCUGCAAUGGAGAUCAUAACUUAAGAGUUUGUGGAAAAUUUAGGAAAUACACAGUACAGCAGAGAAUAGAUUAUGUUUUCCAAAAUAAAAUAUGUAACAAUUGUCUCUCGUCAGGCCACACUAAAUCGAAAUGUAUCAGCCAGAAUACUUGUUUUAUUUGCAAAUCUAACCAUCAUACUCUACUUCAUUUACAAAAACCUCAAAAUUCAUCUAAAACCCCGCGAAGUAACGAAAAUAUUAAAGAAUCAAAAAUUUUACUGCAGAAAAGAAACGACUCUUCUAAGAAUCAGGAUGCUGAGCAAAGCGACAACGUCCCCUCAUCCUCCCCAAAUUGCCAAGUACAGGCCAAUUUCUCUUCUAAUAACGUCAAUAUAUUACUUCGCACAGCUUUGGUGCAAAUAGAACACUUCGGAGAACUAUUUACAGUCAGAGCACUAAUUGACCCAGGAUCUCAAAGAACAUUCUUAACAGAAAGAAUUAGAUCUCUACUUAAAUUACCUUAUCAAAAGGCUGAACUUGAAGUUGUUGGAAUAGGCGGUCAAGUGCAAUCUGCAAAUAAAGAAUGUGAAAUUACUUUAUUUGCUAAGCGGUACUUAGCUGAUCCGAAUUUCAAUCAUUCUUCUCAAAUAGAUUUAAUCAUUGGUAAUGACUCAGAGCAUUUCAUCAAUAUUGGCGGUAUUAAAAAAAAUAUUUGCGGUCAGGCGUCGGCAUACAACACAAUAUUUGGCUGGGUUCUAAGUGGACCAAUUGAAGCUAAAACUAUACAUACAUUUACAACAACCGUAGCCCCUUCUGAAAAUGCUGAGCUAAAUAACACGUUACGAAAAUUUUGGGAGCAAGAGGAAAUACCAUCAAGACCCAUAAUUUCUGAGGAUGAUCAAUAUUGUGAAACAUUCUAUAAGAAAACAACAACAAGAGAUGCCAGCGGAAGAUAUGUUGUAAGAUUACCAUUAAAAAAGGAAUUUCCCAAUUCAAAAUUUCUCGGCGCAUCGCGAAUUCUAGCCCUAGUCCAAUAUUCUCGUAUAAACCAAUCUCUUGCGAAAACUCCAGAGCUAGCAAAAGAAUAUAAUAAUGUUCUAGAAGAAUACUUAUCCCUCAAUCACAUGGAACCCGUUUCCUAUCGGGAAAUUGUAUCAGACGGCAAAUACUUCUCUUUUUAUCUUCCUCAUCAUGCCGUAGUUCGCCCCCGAACACAAAACAACCAAGAGAUUAUCAACUUAAAAACUGUUACUUUCGGCGUAAACUGUGCACCAUUUCUGGCCAUUCGUACACUGCACCAACUUGCAGAGGAUUCUCAAGAAAUGUUUCCCAAAGCUGCCGAAAUUUUACGGACAGAGACAUAUGUAGAUGACAUAUUAUCUGGUGGGCAUACCAUUAAAGAAGCAAUUGAAUCACAGUCUCAGAUCUUGGAAACUCUGAAGUCCGCUGGGUUUAUCUUAAAGAAAAUAACCGCUAACGACACCCAGUUACUCAUUAACAUCUCAAGCGAAGACUUGUAUGAUUCGAAUUUAUUACGAUUUCAUGAAACUAGCGCUACAAAAACUUUAG
Molecule: messenger RNA, 2584 nt
Organism: Lucilia sericata (common green bottle fly)
Lineage: Eukaryota; Metazoa; Arthropoda; Insecta; Diptera; Calliphoridae
Exons: 3
Biological process (GO): proteolysis
Molecular function (GO): aspartic-type endopeptidase activity
Source: RefSeq, a predicted model, not a curated record